This is a messenger RNA of Linum tenue, 1047 nucleotides long. The record is from the annotation of a GenBank genome assembly. NCBI's taxonomy places the organism in Eukaryota, Viridiplantae, Streptophyta, Magnoliopsida, Malpighiales, Linaceae.
AUGGGACCGGACGCCGUCGAAGGGUUCGCCGUCGGCGACUACGUGAUCGCGCCGACGUACGGCGAGUGCGGGACAUGUGGCAGCUGCCGAUCGGGCCGGACCAACGUCUGCCAGACGUACGGCGCCAACGAGGCGGCCCUCGAGCCCGACGGCGACUCCAGAUUCUCGUACAUCGACGCCGACGGCAACAGGCAGAUCCUCUACUACUUCCUCGCCUGCUCCACGUGGACACAGUACAUGGUCGUUGACUCCAACUACGCCGUCAAAGUCGACCGCAGCGAAUUCGCCGCCCCGCAGGCCACCAUCCUCUCCUGCGCCUUCACCACCGGCUACGGCGCAGUCUGGCUCGACGGCCUCGUCUCGCCGGGGGACACCGUCGCCGUCUUCGGCGUCGGCUCCGUUGGUCUCUCUUCUGUGAUAGCGGCGAAGGAGCUCGGAGCGAGCAGAAUCAUCGCGAUCGACAGGAACGAGCGGAAGAGGGAAGUGGCGUUGUCUCUGGGGGCGACCGAUUUCAUCAACACCGUGUGGUUGGAGGGUUCGGCCGUCUCCGACAAAGUGAAGGAGCUGACCGGCGGGGUCGGCGUCGACGCCUGCAUUGAGGCCUCCGGCUCCGACGGCCUCAUGAACGAAGCCUUGAAAUCUGCCAUCGCGGGCAAAAACAAGACGGUGAUUUGCGGGGCGGGAAUCUUUCCGGGCAACAAGCUGCAAUUGGAUUUCUCGACGUUCCUGUUCGGGAACAAGCUGGCCGGGUGUAUUUACGGCCGGGUGAAAAUAAAAUCCGACCUCCCCACUGUGUUCGAGAAGGCCAAACUGCCGCAUAUUAGGGAUGGGAUCAACAGGAUUCUGGCGUACGAUGAGGAGACCGGGGAUUGCGGGUUCCAGGUGGACAUCAGGGACGGCAGCGCCGCCAUCUACACCGCGCUGAACGACUAUCUGGAUGAUAAGGACUCCAUCAAAAUCGUCAUCAAGCUCAACGAUGAUCCCUUCAUUAUCCCCAAGGAAAACAAAGCUGGAGGACCGAAGAACGGUGUGGAACAGGAUUCGUGA